AUGACACAAACUUCUAAAACAAAAUUUUCAAAUAAACAGCACGUUGCUGCAAUCACUAAACCCAAAGAUAAACCUGCAUACAAACUUAUUGUAUUAGGUAGUGGUGGUGUUGGCAAAUCAGCUAUAACAAUUCAAUUCGUGAAAUCAUUUUUUUUCUCUGAUUAUGAUCCAACUAUUGAAGAUUCUUAUGUCAAACAAUGUUUAAUCGAUAAUCAAAUAGCACAAUUAGAAAUUCUUGAUUCAGCUGGCCAAGAAGAAUUUAAACCUAUGCGUGAACAAUAUAUACGUGUUGGCGAAGGUUUUCUACUUAUUUUUUCAUUGACCGAUCGUCACUCGCUUGAAGAAUGUUAUAAAUUGCAUCGUGAUAUAUUACGUAUUAAAGAUACAGAUAAUGUACCAAUGUUAUUGAUUGGUAAUAAAGUCGAUCUACGUCACAUUGGUAUCGAUGGUCAAGCACGUGCAGCAGCUGCCGCUUUGCGUAUACCUUAUUUUGAAACAUCGGCUCGAACACGUUUUAAUAUUGAUGAGAUCUUUUUUGAGCUUGUACGAAUUAUACGAAAACAUAAAUGUCAAUAUCAAACAAACAACGGUGCAUCAUUGACGAAACCGAAACGUACAUUUCCCUAUUGCGCUUGUACUAUUUUAUAG
This is a messenger RNA of Rotaria socialis, 648 nucleotides long. Lineage: Eukaryota; Metazoa; Rotifera; Eurotatoria; Philodinida; Philodinidae. The record is from the annotation of a GenBank genome assembly.